AGGAAUGUAAUAUUUAUGAACCGGAAGACGUUCAGUUUUGAGUAGAUUACCCAAGAUGCUCGGCGUGCUUGUAGCAGGGGGGAAUGUGUGACAAUGGCAACAAAUACUACAGAAAAUAACCCACCUUUCGACUGUCCAUCAUGGGCAGGGAAGCCUCCAGCAGGACUGCAUUUGGACGUGGUGAAAGGAGACAAACUUGUUGAGAAACUGAUCAUUGAUGAAAAGAAGUAUUAUUUGUUCGGGAGGAACCCAGACAUCUGUGACUUCACCAUCGACCAUCAGUCUUGCUCUCGCGUGCAUGCGGCCCUCGUCUACCACAGGCAUUUGAAAAGAGUGUUUCUCAUCGACCUCAACAGCACACAUGGUACGUUCCUGGGACACAUUCGCCUGGAGCCCCACAAGCCCCAGCAGGUUCCCAUCGACUCCACCAUGUCGUUUGGCGCAUCCACACGCGUUUACACCAUUCGGGAGAAACCUCAGAGUCAGCCGGGCUCCGGCGUCGGGGACAGUAAAACCGGGGACGACGAGGAGCUGAAGGGUCUUCUGGGACUUCCAGAGGAAGAGACUGAACUGGAGAAUCUGACUGAGUUCAACACGGCUCAUAACAAGCGCAUCUCCACCCUCACCAUAGAGGAGGGCAACCUGGAUAUUCAGAGACCCAAGAGGAAAAGGAGGAACUCCAGAGUGACCUUCAAUGAAGAGGAUGAGAUCAUUAACCCAGAGGACAUCGACCCCUCUGUUGGACGUUUCAGAAACAUGGUCACAACAGCUGUGGUUCCUAUUAAGAAGAAGAAAAUGGGCGGAGGCAAUGCGCUGGGAAUCGAGGAAACCAUGACCCGACACAUGCACAUGUUCCCUUUGCAUGGUGGACUCUACAGAGACCUUCCCCCGGCCAGUCACGAAGCUCAAUCCACAGGAGCGCCCGGCGGAGCCACAAUCCUGGGAGGACUGCCGUUACCCCUGCCCAACCCGGCCCCGGAUGUAGACCUGGCCCAGGAGGCCCCGCCGGCUCCGCUCGUGCUCAACCCCACGCCGCUACCCAGCCCCUACGUCUCCGACCCUCUCAGCGAACCCCGCAAGAAGAAGUACGCUAAAGAGGCAUGGCCUGGCAAGAAGCCCACGCCGUCUCUGCUCAUCUAGCUGCUUAUUACUAAUACAAGACUCUUCUGUACUCAUGAACUCUAUCUUGAAGAAUCUGGCAAACAGACUUUGAUUUCAACUGCGCUACAAGUAUCUGAUUUAAUGCAAGAAAUCUGUAAUUUUUAAAAGAAGAUCUUUCCUCCUAAAAUGAGCAUUGGCUCACUCUCAUGUCAUUCCAGAUGCAUAGUACUUUCUAAAUUCAUUGAAAUGCAAAAGGAAGAAUGUCCUCAUUUGCACAGUUCAGUGAAAAAAUUCAAAAAAGAAGUGCAUUUUGACUUAUUUCGCUCUGUUCCUCACACGGAAUAAUCUGGUCUUAAUCAUUCAUUUUUGUUUUGUCAAAAGAGCUGCUUGGACGUUGUGCAUUAGAUCUUUUGUGUUUCAUAGGAACGUUGCAAUGACAUGAGGGUGAGUAAAUGACGUAAUUUUAAUGCAUUUUGAUUGAUCUAUUUCUUUAAAAUGCCUGCUUGAACGUGAGAACCGAAUGAAAAGCAAACACAAGUACAUAACCUGAUCCAAACAGCAAAAUGUGUCAUGUUUAGCCUAAGAUGGCAGGGGGGUUAACUUUUAUAGUGUACUCUCUUUGGUUUUUUUACUCUCUUUACUAUUUGUUAAAUGUGAAGUUGUUUCAAACUAGCUGUUUGGCCAUCGCACUUCAACAUGAGCAUCAUUAAUGCAGAUGGUAGAUCUGGUAGAUCUUCCACAAACCCUGUAUUUGGUUUCAAAACUGAUGAAGUUCUGCAAUAUUGUAACACUUUACCUUGUGAAGAUCUUUUUCCUCUGCUGUUCCGCACUGUAUUAGUUUCAUACACUUGUUCCCCUUAAUAUACAAACCGAGGGCAGCAGCGUUUCAAAUGAACUGUUAGUUGAUGGUUCAUCAGGGCUCAAUGUAUACGGUCUUCACUGUUAAAGAGAGAAAGAGAAAAAUGUUUUAUACUCAUGUUCUGUUUGGUGCAUUUGAUGUUUGUACAUAUCAUUCACAAUAAAAGCCAGUGUAUUUUUAUAUA
Sinocyclocheilus anshuiensis is the source of this 2144-nucleotide messenger RNA. Its product is annotated as nuclear inhibitor of protein phosphatase 1-like. The transcript has 7 exons. The coding region runs from base 94 to 1140 and encodes 348 amino acids. The record is from RefSeq and is a predicted model, not a curated record. Lineage: Eukaryota; Metazoa; Chordata; Actinopteri; Cypriniformes; Cyprinidae. Gene Ontology annotation, molecular function: protein binding.